GCAAUACUGUCAAAAGAUCAUCCUCUUUUUCUCUCUUUCCGGCAUCUUUAGCCAUCGUGUGAACACACUUUUGUGGUUUUUGUAGGAGUUUUGCUUGUAAACUCGCCAAUAAAUUUGCCAAGAUGCCACCCAAGUUCGAUCCUAAUGAAAUCAAACACGUUUACUUGAGAUGCGUUGGAGGUGAAGUCGGUGCCACAUCGUCCUUGGCCCCCAAGAUUGGUCCGCUAGGUCUGUCUCCCAAAAAGAUUGGUGACGACAUUGCCAAAGCAACUGGAGAUUGGAAGGGUCUAAAAAUCACCGUUUGCCUGACCAUUCAAAAUCGACAGGCACAAAUUUCCGUCGUUCCAUCGGCAGCAUCACUGAUUGUCAAGGCUUUGAAGGAACCGCCCCGAGACAGAAAGAAGGUUAAGAACAUCAAACACAGCGGAAACAUUACGUUUGAUGAAGUGGUCAGUAUUGCACGAGUAAUGAGGCCACGCUCGAUGGCUCGCGAGCUUUCAGGAACCUGCAAGGAAGUACUGGGUACGGCACAUAGCGUUGGAUGUACGAUCGACGGUCGCGCACCACACGACGUUAUUGACGACAUCAAUAGUGGAGCUGUUGAAUGUCCAACGGAGUAAAUUUUGUGUUUCAUUGGUAAAACUGCUAAAAGUUCAAUAAAAUUAAACUAACUCGGCGCACCUA
Messenger RNA from Topomyia yanbarensis, 684 nucleotides. It is a transcript of the gene RpL12, whose product is annotated as large ribosomal subunit protein uL11. The record is from RefSeq and is a predicted model, not a curated record. The transcript is spliced from 3 exons. Gene Ontology annotation, cellular component: cytosolic large ribosomal subunit; ribosome. Lineage: Eukaryota; Metazoa; Arthropoda; Insecta; Diptera; Culicidae. Gene Ontology annotation, molecular function: structural constituent of ribosome; large ribosomal subunit rRNA binding. The coding region runs from base 123 to 620 and encodes 165 amino acids. Gene Ontology annotation, biological process: translation.